UUUUUUUUUUUCUUCUUGAUUUCUUGAUUAUCUCGUUCUCACUGUUACUUGUCUUAGUAGUACGUGUCUCGCCAUGUCCGCCGACGAGAAAAAGGGUCUCAUGGAGCGCGUGACGGAACCGGUUGUGCCCAAGGAGGUUGCGAGCAAGAUCUCGCUUCUGGAGCAACAGUUUAUUCGUGCGGAGGUGGAGCAAUUGCGCCAGUCGAUUCUGUCGUUCCGUCCUCUUUUUGAAAAGCGCGCCGAAAUUAUCACCCAUCCCGGUGUGCAGUCCAACUUCUGGGUUCGCGUCUUGUCCAAUGCGCCCGCCGAUAUCGAUGAACACAUUACCUCCUCUGAUGCCGCCAUCCUGGGCUCCGCCCUCAAGAAUCUAACCGUGGAGCGAUUCGAAAUCAACGAAAAGGGCGAGGGCGAACCGCGCAGCAUCCGCUUCACAUUCGAAUUCCACACCGACGAGGGCGCAAACCCCUUUUUCGAGAAUGACAAGCUCGUCAAGGAGUUCUACUGGCGCAAGGAAAUCACCACCACUCCUAGCGGCAAGAAGAGGACCUGGGAUGGCCUUGUCUCGGAGCCGGUGCGCAUCAACUGGAAGAAGGAUAUGGAUGUCACAAAGGGCUUGCUUGAUGCUGCCUGCGACUUGGCCGAGGCAGAGAAGAAGAAGAAGAAGGGCGGCGAUCGGAAGGAGCUGCCCGAAUUCGAGAAGCUCGUCGCGAAGAUCGCGGCCGUUGAGGCUGCGGAUAUGGAGGCUGACGAGGAGGAAGAAUUCGAUCAGUCCACUGGCACGAGCUUCUUUAACUUCUUUGGAUAUCGUGGAAGCGACGUGACUGCCGAACAGUCCGCAGCAGCAACUAAAGAGGAGAGCGAGAAGUUCGACAAGGCCCUCAAGGGCGAGUCUGCCGGCGAUGACGAUGAAGACGAGGAUGAAGAGGACGACGACGUGGAUGAUGAUUUCGACAUGAUCGAGAUUUUCCCCGAUGGCAACGAACUCGCGAUCAGCCUCGCUGAAGAUCUGUGGCCCAACGCGAUGAAAUAUUACGUCCAAUCCUUCGAGGAAACCCCGGAUUUUGACGAGGAUGAGUUGGAUGAGGAGGAGCUCGAAGCCGAAUUUGACGAUGACGAAGAGGAGGAAGAUUCUCGACCCCGCAAGAAGAGCAAGGUCUAAUUUGUCGAACUUGCGUGUUUAUUCUUUUCUUUUCUUUUUUUUUUUUCAACAUACGAACUCCGCACUGUAUUCACAGCGCGAUGACUAGAAUUAAUAGGAGAACCAAAACAAAAAUGAGGGCCGCGAUGCAGAAUGACGACAUUGU
This is a messenger RNA of Aspergillus ochraceoroseus IBT 24754, 1304 nucleotides long. RefSeq names its product histone chaperone napB. NCBI's taxonomy places the organism in Eukaryota, Fungi, Ascomycota, Eurotiomycetes, Eurotiales, Aspergillaceae. Gene Ontology annotation, cellular component: nucleus; chromatin. The coding region runs from base 74 to 1159 and encodes 361 amino acids. The record is from RefSeq and is a predicted model, not a curated record. Gene Ontology annotation, biological process: nucleosome assembly. Gene Ontology annotation, molecular function: histone binding; chromatin binding. The transcript is spliced from 3 exons.